UAAGUUAUAAAUUUGAAUAACUUUUUGUAAAUGCCAGUGUUUGUAAUAAUAAUUUAUAUUUUAAAACGACUGAGCAGUUUUGUAGUACUUAUUAAAUUAUCAUUAGCAUGCUGAUGUGUUAUUUUACUUCUAUUCGGUACUCGGUAUUUUUAGGUUAGGUUUUCGAGAAGCUUUGAAUGACAAAGUUCAGAGCUUAGGCUUCAUUCGAGAUUGAAUGCAAUAAGCAUGUAAAUACCAGCACUUAAGUCGAAGCUACAUUUGCACACAACAUGAAACAUUACAACAUUUUUUCCUUAGUUUAUGUCUGUUGAAAUUUUAAGUUCGAACAUUGAAAUUCUUUCAGUUUUUGUUAGAGUGUAUAGCAGUUUUUUUUUUAACCUAUGUACAAGCAUUCAAUUUCAUUUUGUUAUAAUGGCUGUAUUGAUAGUCAAAAUGAAGCAUUGCCUCAAAAUAAAUACAAUAUUCAAAUAAAUUAAGUUUUCUAAUCUUUCCAAUGCAUAUAUCAAAAAUUUUUAGCUUUUCUAUAGGCUACUACUGACGUAGUGUAUGCUCAUUAGCAGCGAACAGAAAUAUUCACGCACCACAAAGAAGAGUUAGAAGUUCAAAAACUUUCAGUGUGCCGUGCAGAUGCUAUUUUUCCGUGGGUGUGCUGUUUUCUUAUGUUGCAGCUGCUAUCUGUGUACGUUCAACUUCAGUGCCUGUGUCCAGUGCACGUGCUGUUGCAAAAGUAGCUUAGCCUUAAGGCCGAUUCACAGUGCGCAGUCUACAGUUGGAAGUUGCUAGUUGGCAGUCAGCAGUCUGAUGAAGUUUACAAACAACAGUUCACGUUCUGCCAUAUUGUUCUGAAGAAGUGUCUGAUGUAGAAGGAAUUGCUGAAGAUAUUUCUCCUGAAGUUGAAUGACUGGCUAAAGAAAUCAGUGUGUCUGCAGUAGACUGUGCGGCAGAAGUUUCUUCAUAUUCUGAUGGUGAUUCUUCUUCACUGGUUUUGUUAUCAAAAUCACUAUUGAGGAUCAGUUGAAGAGCCUCCUCUAAACUAUAUUUUUUCUUUAACAUAAAAAAAUAAAUAAAAAAAUUAUAUAAAUGAGCAGGUGAGACGCAAAACUGCCCUUUUCCAUAAAUUGAAAAAAUCACGUUUCCAUAGAAUUUGUAAAGUAAGAGUUCCCCUUCAUGUAUAGACAAUAUUGUUGUGUUUCUAAAGUCUUCUUUUCCCACGAUAAUUGUGAGUUGAAGAAUGUAGUUCGUUGCAAAACUCUCCUAUUCCAAGUGCCAGUAAGUUACAUAACUGUACUUUUCCAGUUUCUUACAAUUUGUUUCAAAACUGUCUUUAUCCUACAUGGUUUAACAUUAUGUAUGAAAACCAUCUGUAAUAAUGCUUAUAUGUUUCUAUGACAAAUGUAUAAAACAAUUUAUAAUUCUUUUUUCUUUCUAUAAUGUGUGUUUUAAUAUAUUGCAGUUGGUUGCCCUUUAUGUGCAUAUCUGUGGAAAUAAUAACUAGCCUUGAUGUUUACUUUGUUACCUUUUUGUGUUUUUGUGGGAAUAACUAAACGAAUCAUUGUUCUUGCCUGUGAUGGAUAAUUCAGAACAUUUUAGUAACGUGAUUGAAGUUACUACUGAAAGGGGCAGGAAACGAAAUCGGCGAAAGGAAACAUGGACUCGAGAAAUAUCCAAACGAGAAAGGUAUACAUCAAAAUCACUGCCGAGAAAGCCGCAGUGUGGACAUGAUACGAAGACCUAUAAAUGUACAACUCUAGCCAUGCAAGAUAUCAGACGUUUCCAUCAGGCCUUUUAUGCUACGUCUCGUAAAACAUCUCAGGAUAGCUUUAUUUUGAAGUACACUUCCCAGAUGUCUCCAAAGAGGACUUCUCGGUCAAAAGUGGCAAACAGUUCCAGGAAAACAUCUUCAAACAAGUACUAUGUAAAAACUCUACACGGACCUGUACAGGUAUGUGCUACCACCUUCCUAUCUAUUUUAGGAAUAUCUCGAUACCGUGUGCAUAAUUUAUGUAGGAAACAUUUAAGCACUGGGUAUUCUCCAAAAGAAAAUAGAGGUGGUGAACGAUCAAAUAAAAUAUAUGAGGCAAAGAGAAAUGCAGUUUGUGAGUUUAUUAAGAAAUUACAACCAGUUGAAGAACAUUACACCAAGAACAAAACUAAAUGUCAGUAUCUUGAGUGUGAUUUAAGUAUGAAAAAACUAUGGAGGAUUUAUAAUGGAUCUAAUGAUAGUGAAUUUAAGGUUAAGUAUAGUCUGUUCAGACACAUCUUCCAAUACAACUUUAACAUAAGUUUCAAGACCCCCAGAACCGAUGCUUGUUCUACAUGCCUUCAACUCACAAAUCAGAUGAAGGCUGCUACCACAGGCAGUGAGGAAAAGUUUGAUUUAAUGGUGAAAUUAAGGGUUCAUAAACUAAAAGCCUCUGCAUUUUAUUCUCAGAUUAAGGAAAGGCGUACUGAACGUACAGUGGUUUUUACUUACGACUGUCAAAAGAACUUAGUUUUACCUCGUGUUCCUGAUCAAGCUGCUUACUACAGCAGACAGAUGUUUAUGUAUAAUUUUACUAUGUGUAGAGGACAUUCCAAAGCACCUCAGAAUAAGGACACGGUCACAAUGUAUGCAUGGCUAGAAAAUGAACGUUUAAAGGGAUCUAAUGAAAUUGCUUCAGCAAUUAUUGACACAUUAAGAACUGCAGAUCUUUCUGAUGGUGACAUAGAAUGUAUUCAACUGUGCUCCGAUGGCUGCCCGGGCCAGAAUAAAAAUAGUAUUGUCAUUGGGGUUGUUAUGAAGUGGUUGGGAGGAUAGAAAAAGUGAUAAGGAGUAGGGAAACAGUAAUAACACCAGAUGAAUACAUUGACAUUUUCAAGUCAUUCGGAACAGUCAAGAGACUUGGAAAGGAAGUAAGUACCUGUUUUUGACUGGAAAACUUCUGUGCGAAAUGUACUCAAGCCUACAUCACAGUGGCACUUUCGGUUAUCUAUGUGAAAGAGGAUAGUUCUAACAAAAAAUAAAAAUGGUGCAGUUCGUGUUAGAGGCGAAAUUAACUAUGAAACAGAUUGUUCAACUGUUUCAUCUAUCAUCAGAAGGGGCAUGGCUAUGGCCAAUAUUCAUCCAGAACCACUGUUACUCACAGUUCCUGUAAAAAAAGCAAAAUUGAAAGAUGUCAAUAAUCUUCUUUCUAAACAUUUUGGCGAGAACUGGCGAGACUUAGAACAUCUAGAAUACUACCGAAAUGUUAUUGAUGCUCAAGAAGAAGAUGAGCAUAGAGAUGCAAACGCAAUCGAAGAGUGUGCCAAUGUGGAUGAAGCAGAUGAUCCAAUGGUGUAGACUUUUACUCUUUCCAGAAUAUACAUUUCUGUUUUAUGUGAAACAUUUUGUACAUAGUACAUAAGUUUGUAAAUCUUACAAUAAAAACUAAACUGCCCUAUUACAAGGUGUUUUAAUAACAAAAAUAUUAUUUUUCGCUAGUUUGCUGCAAAACUUUCCUUUUCCAUAUUACAAACCCAAAUAACUCAGGGAGGUUUAUCCAGAUUUUUAAAAUAUUUCAUAAAUCAACUAAUAUUAUUGUACUCUUACUCCACAAAAAUUUAGCUGCAUAGAAAAUGUAAAUUACUCAAGUUACGAGUUUUUCCCAAUUCCUGAAAAAUCACUUCUGGUGGAUAAGGAUAGUUCUGCAUCUCACCUGCUCAAAUAUAUUUUUAUUAGUAUCCACGAUGCAUUUACGUGUACAUUCUCACUGCUCUUAAAAUAUACAGAAAAGACGAGUUUCUAAACACUCAAGGGGUUAGAAUAACUGGAUGUAAGGGUAAUGGAAAGGAAUGUGUAAAAAAAUUUAUUUAUGGCCAUCCUGCAGUCGUCACCCUAAAAGUGUCAUGCAGACAAUUGCCGAAGUCGUUUGUCAAAGCCCGGUGAUGCGCCAGCUCGUAAAAUACGCUCGGAAAAGAUUGUAGUGAAAUGGCUCAAAACUGAAAAUCAAUGCUAUGUAGCAUCUCCAGUAGUUAGACUCAUGAGACAUCCACUAGAAAGUACCAAGGUCGAGCUUCCACUUCAAUUCUCCAUAGCAAAGCAGAAAAAAGGGUAAGCUGUAUUUUGAACUACAGUUGCCAGGGGUUUGUUUCAUUAAUUUCCAUUGUGCUGAAUGGGAAUGUUAUGUAUGAAAUAAAUAUUUAACAAAAGUGAUGUUGCUUUUUUUGACAUGAAUUGAUGGAACAUCUUACUUGAUGGUCAAGCAGCCGAGCCAGAAAAAUUGCAACCCCAAAUAAAUUGUGACACCAAAUCGGGACAAACUCUGCCUUUUGUUUACAACCACUGGCUCACCUGACUCCGUAUCAAUAUCAGAAUCUUCAGAGAGCAUAGCCAUGUCCAUUUCCAAACAAUUGUCGUCUGCAUUUCUUGUCACUUUUGCGGAGAUGGCUGAGGCUCGCUCAAGCGCAAAUUUUGCACCUCGUUUGGGGGCUAGUUUUGCCCCACUGUCUUAUUUCUCUCGGCUAUUUUUUUGCCUUAUUCGAUACCUAUGAUACUCCUCUGCAUUUUUAAUUGCUUCUGCUCCAGUGAUUCCACUAGUUUUCUUUCUGUUCUCCAACAUAACCUGUUUGCGCUUAUUUGGUAAUUUUAUAGUUAUUCCACUCAACUAGUACCUCUCAGUGCACACUCAUAAGGAACUUAAAAGUUUAAAUCAUACAAAUUGGUCCAAUACUUUCGUAGUUACAGCCCUCACUGACUGCAAUUUGACGCUCCCCACCAAUGUUCAUUAUGUCAUCACUGCAAAUGUUAACCAGGUGAGUUAUACGUAACGGCGAUGAGCAAAGUCUGCUCUACUAAGAUAUAUUUUCUUCAACUGUGUAGCUUUCAUAGUUUACGAGUUUUAAGCGUUAUUGAAUCCUCAGUCGAAGUGACACCCAACCCGAGAUUAAAGACAUUCAUAUUCCUGUUGGAAAUUCCUGUAAACAAAAAAAAAAGAUAGCGGCCCGACUGCUGUCCGGCAUAGUCUAUAGCAUAGACUGCUAUAGGAGUUCACUGGUCAGUGGGACCAGCCAGGUCUCGACUGCUACACAAGUUGACCAUAAAGGGUUAACAUGUAUGACCAAGAAAGAUACCUUUUUUUAUUGUUAAUUUAGGGGAUGGGCGUAUCCAAAAAAAGUAAAUGAAUAUUUCAAAAUGCAAUUGGUUACUCAUUUAUAUAUUUCCCAAUCAUUCUCUAAAACAUUUCUGCAUAAUUUAAAGUCAUUUACUGGUAAUUUAGCAAUUUGUUAGCUAGUUUUAGCUGCAUUGAAUAUUCUACUUAAGUAUGUGUGAACAUCUGUUAGGUUAGUUGCAUUUUAAAUACUGUACAUAUAUGUGAUCAGUUAUUCAGGUUAUGAUAGCUACAUGAAUUAUGUAGUGCAUAUUAAUAUUGUAUUAAUUUCAUUUUAUUAUUGUAGCUGACCUAACCCAACAAACAUUUUUUUUUGCAAGAGUCUGUAACACUUGCGAAAAUCUAUAAUCUCUGAAUCAUAAAUAAAUGAAAUCCAACACCAAUAUCAAUACUACAAAAUAGGAAUAAACAAUAAAUAACUCACCUUCAUGAUGACUUAAAACUGCUUUCAACAUACAGUACAUAAGUUUAUAUGAAUAAAAUAAAAUUUCAGAUUUACAGUAGUCAAAGUUAGGAAUGCAAGCCGUGCUUAUGAAAAUUGAAAUUUUUUUUACAAUACUGGUGUCACUUGAUGUACAUACCUGAAGUAGGCCUACUUUAAGUUCUUUAUCAAUGUAAUGUAUGAAGAAGCUGAUUCCAUUUUGACCAUUUUGAUGUAAUUUUUCUCUCAUGAAUGUCAGUUUAUAACGCAUUUUCCAACCUGAGUCUCAAGUUCCGGAACAUCAACAGUGCAAAGAAUGUUGACUAAUGGCAACCAGUAUGAAUCUUUCUGGCCAUAAUCAUGAUGUUCUGGCCAGUAACAUAAUUUAGCUGGCCAGUGAGGAUGCAUAAACUUAAUCAUUGCAUCAUUAUUUUUCAAGCACUAACCUAAUAUAAAACUUAUCAUCAUAAACUGAACACACAUACGAAUUGUUUUUAAAUUUUGAGGCUCUCCGUUUUUUCAGUCAAAGAGUACUCUAAUGAAAAAUUCUCAUUAGCGCUAAUUCACAUAGCUGCUAUAAUAGUUUUAGAUAGUGGGAUGACAUAGUGCAAGGACCUUGUUCCAGGCACAGUUGUGAACUCUGAGAAACACUUGUUAAGCUUUUUUCUUCCACUGCGUGAACGUCGUCAUCGUCUUUGAUCAGCUGAAACUUAAUUUUAGUAAAUUGUUCAUUGCAAAAUUGAAACAUCUGCUCAGUUGUCAAAAUUUGAUCUCUAUACGGUCUUUGCAAGCUCACUCUAGAUACUGUCCUUUUAACACAUCCUCCAGCAUCAUUUCAAGCUGUUUUACCAUGACUUGUUGCAUGAAAGGUCCAAGAAGCUUUUGAAUAAAAAAUUUACAUGUGAUAGCAGAUGUUGACGAAACUUUUAAAAUUCUUGUAUUGUGCUGCACUACCUUUGUGAUAUACUCCACUUGAUUAAUGUUAGGAAUUCUUCAUGAAUUAGUAAGCUCAAUCUUCUUUGAACCUCAUAUACAAAGAGAACAUCACGGUUUAGGUUAUCUGAGAUAAAGCACAAACAUAUAUUAAAUUUUUCUCCAUUCUUUUUUGAAGUACAGAAUUACUGGAUGGAAUGUGCAAGCAGGACACGCCCAAUGAUAUCACUUAAUUCCAUCUUGGAUAACAAAAGAAUAGUUUUCUGAAAAGUCCAUGAAAACUAGUAUUUCAUUUGGGAGAAUGUUUUCUUUCCUCUGUUUCACAUAGUUUGACUGCUGUUUAUAAACGAAUGAGUGUGGUAUUAAAGCCACAAGUUUCUUCAAAAGCAGAUCAAUAUACUCAAAUAAAGGACCAAUGUUUUUAAAAGGCUGCGAUCAGUAGUUACCUAUUGUGAAAACUGAAUUUCAUCUUCAUUCGAAAAAAUCAGUAAAAAUGUUUCUGGUGUAUUGUUAUGGGGAGAAUUGGGUUCGUAAGGGAUAGUCCAAUAUAGUUUUCCAGUUAAGUUUUAUUAUAAUAAUUGUACUUAAAAAUGUCUGAUCACCAAUCACUGGCACUUAAAUAUGUUUAUUCGCAAGUCACUCAAUGUCUGUCAAUUUCCACAGCUUGCACUCCUCACUGGAUCUAGGCUCAACAGUGGUUUGCCCCUUACCUCGUGCCUGUCCACACACAUACUCUCGCGCCACUCAGUCGCACUCUCUCGAUCCUGUUGCUCUGCGUCGCGCCACUCUCGAGGGGGUCUCUCCCCCUCUUUGCCAAUGUCGGACUUCCCUUCACUCGCAGAACUCUCCGAACUCUUGGAACUCGUUGGGAACUGGCUCAGAACUCUCACGGCACUCCCGCAGAGACCGGCGUCACUGUUAAGUACCUGUGGCGCCCUUCUUGAGCCGAUGAGAGCGGCUGUGACAUGUCGCGUCAUCCUGGGCCGACCGGACGCCCGAAAAGUCCAGAAAGGUGGCACUCGUUCAUGCCACUCCGAGCGGCGGCUUGUAGAAUUCCCAAGGCCGCUCAGCGAUAGAUAACAGCCCUGAGGAAGAACAAUGUGCGGGGAGUGGAGGAGGGUAGCGAUGACCCUUGUAAUCUGGCGAGGCACGUGUGGCAUGCCUUACGUCAGUGGACGGCAUAUGACAUGGUGCGUGCUGCCAGUGGCCAUGCAGGGCAACCAGCCAGCUCCGAACCUUGCAUCGUGGUCUAGUCUCUUGCGUUCGUAACAGUAUUAUUGUACUUUUUCAGAAUUUGGACAGUUAGGACAUAUUCUUAACAUGCAAUCAUUGUUUUCACUAUCACCUACCAGUAAAUUGAUAAGGUCCUUAGCUUUGAUAUUUCUAAAUUCAUAGCACUUAAAAGGAUUGGAUUCUGGUGUAUUGAGCAAACACAGACUGAAUGUGUACCUGUCUGACCAUCUGUGACGCACCAUUUCAGCCGCAGCUCACAGAAUUUAGAAAAUCUUACUUUAUCAUUAGGAAAUUUCUCUCUGUAUGCUGUGUGUAGUUCCUUAAGAUUGCAGAGUAUUAGGCACGUGUGUUCAUAAAUAUUUUUCUAUACACUAACCUUAUCUUCGGCACCUGGCAUUAGUCUGCGAUUUUCAUCUGAUUGAUAAAAAUUGGUAACGUUUUCAACCACUUAAGCAGAAAUUUUUUAACCUUGCAAAGGCUCAGGAUAUGAAAGAAUUCCUUUUUCUUUCACAAACUGGCUUGAUAUUCUUGCUGUGUACUCGGAAACAUUGAAUUCUGUUUAAAUUUUCUUUUGUGACCAGGAAUUUGAUGCAACAUAUAAAAUGUAUUUAACUUCUCCCUUAUGGAUGUUGCAUCUUUCAAUUUUUCAUUCAUCUGAGUGAUUAGAAAAUUUAAGUCACUUGCAUUCAUGUUAAUAACUUACUGUUCAGGUAAGUCUUCAUCAGUACUUCCUUCAGACUGCAAUUUUAUCUUCUGGUAGCUUCAAAACUGCUGCUACUUUUGCUUUCAUUUUACUUUUGACUUCAACUAUCUUUCUUUUACCAUACACUAAUUUUUAACGGUUUGAAAGUCCUAUUAGUUUUAAGGGUGAUACUUGAAGAGAGCUCAUGCUUAAAAUAAAUCUUCCUUUUCGAAUGGUCUAGUGUCACUAAGGUCAUCCAUCGUAGGUGUAAGCUUGUGAUGUUAAUUUUACACUUUGUGACGGCGAGUUUUAACUUUUAUUGCAUAGUAGCAGAGGUUGCAUCUUGUACUAAUCUUAGUAUCACUGCGCAUGCGCAACUAUAGGGUGUACAAGAGCACAAUUAACACAAUAAACAUACACUGUACCAUAAACAAGUACAUUAAAUAUUUCACACCCCCUCUCAAUUUCAAGUCCUCAGCAAGAUUCACCAAUAAAUUUUGUCUUCUGUAGUUAUUACUCA
Bacillus rossius redtenbacheri is the source of this 8915-nucleotide messenger RNA. RefSeq lists its product as uncharacterized. Lineage: Eukaryota; Metazoa; Arthropoda; Insecta; Phasmatodea; Bacillidae. The transcript is spliced from 3 exons. Bases 1568 to 2797 code for a protein of 409 amino acids. The record is from RefSeq and is a predicted model, not a curated record.